Messenger RNA from Aquila chrysaetos chrysaetos, 6882 nucleotides. RefSeq names its product heat shock protein family A (Hsp70) member 12A (gene HSPA12A). NCBI's taxonomy places the organism in Eukaryota, Metazoa, Chordata, Aves, Accipitriformes, Accipitridae. Bases 308 to 2320 code for a protein of 670 amino acids. The transcript has 12 exons. The record is from RefSeq and is a predicted model, not a curated record.
CCACCGCCUCCGAGCGUGCAGCCGCAGCCCUGCGUCCCUUGUGCGGCUGCGGGGAGCGGGCGGGGAGGGGCUGCGCAGCCCCGCAGCCUGCGCGGGAAGCCUGUCAGCGCCGGGUCAAGCGCGGAGGCUUCCCUUUGGCUCUCUGCACCGUCUGCAGGAAGGCGCAGCGGGGUGGGGACGAGAGGAAGGAGCGGAGCCUCCCCCGGGGUGGGCAGCGCAGCUCCGCCGCCGGCCCAUGCCUCGGCGUGUGCAGUGAGCGCGGCGCGGCGGGCAGAGAGCCGCGGGGCGGCGGCGGGCGGGCCGGGCCAUGUCGGAGACGGAGAGCGGUGCUGCAGAUGCAGUUUCCACAUCUGCUUACUCAUCACCAGCCAAAAGUUUGGGAGACCCUGGAAUAACUCCAUUGUCUCCAUCACAUAUUGUGAAGGACUCUGAUGCAGAUGAUGCUGUAGAACAGUUAUUUCUUGUUGUUGUGGCUAUUGAUUUUGGCACAACAUCCAGUGGCUACGCCUACAGCUUCACCAAGGAACCAGAAUGUAUUCAUGUAAUGAGACGAUGGGAAGGUGGAGAUCCAGGAGUAUCCAAUCAGAAGACACCAACCACUAUCCUCCUAACACCAGAGAGAAAGUUUCAUAGCUUUGGGUAUGCAGCAAGAGAUUUCUACCAUGACUUGGAUCCCACUGAAUCAAAGCACUGGUUGUAUUUUGAAAAGUUUAAGAUGAAGCUACAUACCACCGGUAAUCUUACCAUGGAGACAGACCUGACAGCUGCAAAUGGCAAAAAAGUCAAAGCCCUUGAGAUAUUUGCUUACGCUCUGCAGUUCUUUAAGGAACAGGCAUUAAAGGAGCUCAGUGACCAAGGAGGCUCAGACUUUGAAAACACUGAAGUAAGAUGGGUCAUUACAGUGCCUGCUAUUUGGAAGCAGCCUGCAAAGCAGUUUAUGAGACAAGCUGCCUACAAGGCAGGAAUGGCAUCUCCUGAAAAUCCCGAGCAGUUGAUCAUUGCCCUGGAACCCGAGGCUGCCUCUAUCUACUGCCGAAAGCUCCGCCUGCACCAGAUGAUAGACCUGAGUAGUAGGGCACCUGUCAAUGGUUAUAGCCCAAGUGACACUAUUGGAACUGGAUUUACACAGGCUAAGGAACAUGUCCGUCGUAAUCGACAGAGUCGUACCUUUUUGGUGGAAAAUGUCAUAGGAGAGAUCUGGUCCGAACUGGAGGAAGGUGACCGUUACAUCGUUGUUGACAGUGGAGGAGGCACAGUGGAUAUGACUGUCCAUCAGAUCAGGCUCCCUGAAGGACAUCUUAAGGAGCUGUACAAGGCAACAGGUGGGCCAUAUGGUUCUCUAGGUGUGGACUAUGAAUUUGAAAAGCUUCUAUGUAAAAUAUUUGGAGAAGACUUUAUUGAGCAAUUUAAAAUCAAGCGUCCUGCUGCCUGGGUUGAUCUGAUGAUAGCAUUUGAGUCCCGUAAACGGGCAGCAGCUCCAGACAGGACCAAUCCACUAAACAUCACUCUGCCUUUCUCCUUCAUUGACUAUUACAAGAAGUUUCGAGGUCACAGUGUAGAACAUGCCUUGAGGAAAAGCAAUGUGGACUUUGUGAAAUGGUCAUCCCAGGGAAUGUUGAGGAUGAGCCCAGAUGCAAUGAAUGCUCUUUUCAAACCUACAAUUGACCAGAUCAUUCAGCACCUUAGUGAUGUGUUUGAUAAGCCAGAAGUGACCAAUGUCAAGUUUCUGUUCCUGGUCGGUGGCUUCGCUGAAUCCCCCUUGCUCCAACAAGCUGUCCAGAGCGCUUUUGGUUCGAGAUGUCGGGUCAUCAUUCCUCAGGAUGUGGGGCUCACUAUCCUCAAAGGAGCUGUUCUCUUUGGUCUAGACCCUGCUGUCAUCAAAGUGCGGCGUUCACCUCUCACCUACGGUGUGGGUGUGCUGAAUCGGUUUGUGGAAGGGAAGCAUCCACCAGAGAAGCUUCUAAUCAAAGAUGGCACACGCUGGUGCACUGAUGUCUUUGACAAAUUUAUCUCAGCUGACCAAUCUGUAGCCCUCGGAGAAACUGUGACACGCAGUUACACACCUGCCAAACCUUCUCAGUUAGUAAUAGUGAUCAAUAUCUAUAGCUCAGAACAAGAUAAUGUUAGCUUCAUCACUGAAUCUGGAGUGAAAAAGUGUGGCACCCUUCGCUUGGAUCUCACGGGAACUGAUGCUUCAGUGCCAAGCCGGCGGGAGAUCAAAACACUUAUGCAGUUUGGGGACACUGAAAUCAAAGCCAUGGCCAUUGAUGUUGCCACCUCUAAAAGUGUCAAAGUUGGUAUUGAUUUCUUAAACUACUAACAGCCUGUUUUCCCCACCACAGCCUGUUUGUGAGACUGAUCUUCCACUAUUCCAUUUUUUGACUUUCAUAUAUCACGUAAUCAACUUGAAUUUCAGCAGGCUAUAUGAGAACAGCUAGUAAGGUGGGGUAUGUCAUAAUGUGUGCCCUUUGAUGACCAAAGGCUGGAUUGUGAAAGACCCUUAAAAAGUUUUGGGAGCAAAAGUUCCAGAGGUAGUAAGAGUUCCCGAGUUACUCAAGCAUGCUUAAAGAUCUACCUUUAUUAAGUAAAUACUGAUUAUUGGUGCAUCCUGAAGAUUAGUUAAAAAGAUAUAAAAUCGUAAUCUCUUUGCCUUAUUCUUCUUCCUCUUCCUUUUUCUCCCAAGAAAAACUCACUAACCAACAUGGUUGUUGUAGGGGGUGUAUCUGUGGGUUAUCUGUUUAAACAGCACCGUCCUGUGGCAAUGGGAACAAUUUAGUAGUCUAUAGUAUUCUUUUGUUUGUUUGAUUUUUGCCCUGUGCUUUCAAAAUUUUAAGUGCUGAAAAUCAAUGACUUAAAGAAAUGGGAACUGGUUUUCUUAAAUUCUGAGAUCCUACUGAAAAGAAAAUCCUCAGAAAUCUUUAAAAUUAAAUUUAGGAAAUACAUACAUAUAAGGAGCCUAAUAUUGAUUGCUGCAGUUUGAAAACAAGGCCUUUAUUGUCAAAGCCCUCAGAACAAGCUGUUGGAUUACAUAGCUAGCAUUACCCUCAUUAUACUUUGGAAAAUUAUUAAGAACAAAGCUAUUUCCCUUUUGGGUCUUCUAAACUCAUUUUUAUUAAUCUCCAUCUAAAAUCAUAGAAUCAUAGAGUAGUUGAGGUUGGAGGGGACAUCCAUUGAGUAUCUGGUCCAAUCUCUCAGCCUUAAGCAGUGUCAACUAGAGCAGGAUGCUUUGUCCAGUUUUGAAUAUCCCCAAAUGCCUAAACUCUGGGCAACCUGUUCCAGUAUUUGACAACCCUCACUGAAAAAAGUUUUUCUUAUGUUUAAAAGGAAUUUCUUGAGUUUCAGUUUGUGCUCAUUGCCUCUUGUUCCUUCACUGGAUACCUCUGAGACUCCAUUACUGUCUUCUAUCAGUCAUUUAUACACAUUCCUAGCAUCUCCUGAGCCUUCUCAUGUCUAAACAGUCUCAGCUUUCUAAGCCUCUCCUCACAUGACAGAUACCCCAAUCCCUUAAUCAUCUUCAUGACCCUUUGCUGGUCCCAGUCCAGUAUGUCCAUGUCUCUCUUGUAGAAGCACAGAACUGGACCUAGCACUCCAGAUGUGGUCUCACCAGGGCUGAAUAAAGGGGAAUAAUCACUUUUCCUCGACCUGCUGGCAAUGUUCUUCCUAAUGCAGCGCAGGAGGCUAUUGGCAUUCUUUGUUGCAAGGGCACAUUGCUGGCUCACACUCAACUUUGUGUCUACCAAGACCCUGAGGUCUUUUUCUGCCAAGCUGCUUCCCAGCCAGUUGGCCCACAGCAUAUACUGGUGCAUGGGGUUAUUUCUCCACAGGUUCAGGACUUUGCACUUUGCUUUGUUGAACUUUAUGAGGUUCCUGUCUGCACAUUUCUCCAGCCUGUUGAGGUCUCUCUGACCCAUCUGGUUUAUCAAGCACUUCUCCAAGUGUUUAUAUUUCUUUUCUUGUUAAUCCCUGUGUUAAGAUUUGGAAGUACAGUUAGAUGAUGGCUGUCCAGGAAGAUUUAAACAACUUAAAAGAGAGAAACACCCAGAUCAAAAGUGACGUAAUAUAUUUUGAGUAGCAAGCAUUUUAAUUGAGUAAAAUAUAUUUCUGGGUUGAGUUGAAUGGCCAGUUAAGUGGAAGGCAGAAGCCAAGAGAAUGAAACUACAAAUAGCAUUAAAUAAAACAUUCCUUACAUGGCUAUAAGCACACAACUCUUAACGCAGGUGAAAUACAAUGAUGGUCAUGGUAGAAACUUGUUUUCCAAAUAAUAACUUUCUGGAAAUGUUUUCUUAAGCACAUUCACUUGGAAAUUUCUUCUGCAACUGGAACAGUUUCUAUUUUGCAAAAUGCUACAGGUGGAUAACUUCUGAAACCUACAGUCUGUAUCUGCCAUGAACUGACAACUUCAGAUUCAAAUCUAAAUCCCACUCCAAAUUGGCAGACUGGUACUAACCUGUAGAAUUACCCUAAAAUGCUGACACUUUCAGACCUUUUAUACAGAGCUGCCUGAUUACCUGCUGGAAUUCAUUACAUUUUUGAAACUUUGAAAUGUUAAUUGUUAAACUAAACCUUCCUUUCUAAUAAGUUGAGCAUGAGUUAAAGCCAUUACUGACACUGUUGGGAAAAGAAAGCUUUAUCAAUUAUUUCACUAAUUUACGUUCCAAUCCUGCACUGAAGCUUUCUGUGUUUAGCCUGGAGUGUUGCCACAGUAAAGAGCUGCAGAACUGAUCUACUGCAUUUUGCCAUUGAGUUUUCCGUGUCUCCUGCAGAAUUCCCUAGUUGAAUGUGAAAUCUGUUCUGCAUUCAGCUUUAAAAAAAAAAAAAAAAAGAAAAGAAAAAAAAAAAGGACUAUGGAGAAUGCUAGUCACAGUAUCCGGCUGGAUACUUUCUAUAAUUACAAAGUGUGCUUGCUAGCAUUCAGUUUCCUGCUGCCUGCUAAAUGCUUUAAAAGCUAAAUACUGGGAUUUUUUUGUGUGUUGCUUUCCAUGGUUUACAAACAAGAGAAACUUUAAGAUGAGUUAUGAACAAUAUAAUUUUAUGUAUAUACAAUAUUUAAAUAUUGUACAGACUCUUUCUUUCUACAGUGCUAUUUUCUUGUAUAAAAAUGCUCUUUGCCUCUGUUGAUUUCAUUCAGGUGUUAAUUUUAAAUAACAUAGUUUCUCAAUCAGCUUCUGUAAUUAUAGGCUUUUGAAGAUGGUAAGAUAUGAAAUGUAAAAGGCUGAUCUUAUAAUAAUAGGAAAGAAAUGUUGGUGUGUCAGAGAAUACAACAUUCUUCCUGCAAUGCAAGUCAUACCAGUUAAGCAUAUUACACAGAUGCACUAGUACGUUGCUGGGAUUUUCAUUUCUUUGUUUCAGAUGGUGACCAUUCCGUCUCCAGCAGUUCAUCAUAAUAAUGGAUGAAUUCUCCUGUAAAACCAAGUUAAAAAUUAGAUUGUAUGAUCUGGAUAUACAGGUUCCUCACUAGCUUUUGAGGUUUUGUUAAGGAUCUUUUCUAGUUUAAAAAAAAACAAACACGAAACUACCUUCCAAAGCCAGGCAACACUGUUUUAUUGUAGCUGCAGGCAAGAGCCAGUCUCUGACUACCACUACCACAAGACAAAAUCCUUAAAGAAUAGGCUUCAGUGUCUUUGCAUCCUAUGUUAAACUGAAUUGGUCCAGUUCUGCACAGAUUUGUUUCUGGUGGCCUUAAGUUAACACAGAAUUUGGUCUAAUAAAUGGUUGCAACCUCCCCCUCUCCCCUCUGAAGAGAAGGUGAACUUCAAGAUCAGGUGGCCCAUGAUUUUUGUGGUGUUUUCAGCCUGUCUGCAGGGAAUGCUAAGGGUAGUUUCUGCAGCUCUUCUGAAGCAUAGUUCCCUGCACAGUAGUGAUUCUCUGCCCUUUCUUAUUCACCUUUUGUAAGAUCCCAUCUGGAUCCAAGCAGGGGUUUCUUGCUGAAAUUACUCUACUGUAACUGUAAAAUGUGGUUGGCAUAUUUUUGCACUUCCUCAUUCAGUCUGAUGAGAGCACUAUCAAGCUUAUCUUUGCAGAGCACUGAGUACUGAACAAACUCCCAGCUGUCCUUGUUGCCCUCUUUAAAUCUAAGAAUGGAAAAUUAGCUUGUCUCUCUAAGGAAUUAGAAUUGUAGGUAGAAUAUUAUGCUGUGGUCUGUAGUCUAUAACCCAGUUAAACAACUUUACAUUGUAAGUGGCAUGUGGAUGCCCAUUUUGAUAAAGGAUGUUAGGCUGUAAAACUAAUAUGAAAUUUAUUAGGAAAUAAGUAAUUUUUAGAAUAGUAGUUCUGAUACUUUUGCAGGAGGUUCCCUGCAGAGCACUUUUUUGGUAGGGGUUUCAGAUGACAUUGUGCAACUUGAUGUUGAAAAGGCAAGGCCUGCUAUCCUUAGGGAAAGCAGAAAGUCUUGGCAGAAGUUUCGCUCUAGGCAGCAGCUUGCAAGUUUGGGUCCAAGUUACUUAACUUUAGGCUGAAAAUUAGCAGCUAAUUGUGAUGGAAUGAUUAAUUGUGCUAGAUUAUGAUAAAUGUGCAGUGAUGGUUAGGACAGCUUACAUUGGUAUGAAUAUACCAAUAUUUAUAUACAGGAGUUUUAAUGCAUUAUUAUGAGAAGGCUAAUUAUAUAUUGCAGAGAUUUAAUCGCCAAGAUAAGCUGCAUAUUUAUGAUAUGAAGUGGCUUAAGCGGAUGAAUAGUAUAAAAGUUGUUGGGCAUAACGUCACAGUACUCACCUGCUUGAAAUAGUCUUAAACUAUAUUAUAAAACCAACCAUUGUGGUCUUGUUCACCUCUGUGCAAGAUAAAUUCAGAUUUCACUGAUGUUUGGAGCUGUUCACAACUUGUCUGGAUUGUAUCUUGAGUGUUCUUGUGUCUUCAAUCAUGUCAAAUAAAAUACUGUAAAACUAA